Molecule: messenger RNA, 1697 nt
Organism: Botrytis porri
Lineage: Eukaryota; Fungi; Ascomycota; Leotiomycetes; Helotiales; Sclerotiniaceae
Exons: 4
Coding region: 725-1537 (270 amino acids)
Source: RefSeq, a predicted model, not a curated record
CGAUGUGCUGAGUUCAAGCAAAGCGGUGUGUAUAGUUGUUGUUACACGAUGGUUCAGCAGGUAAAAAUUGAGAGUAAAGUCUUUAGGUUUGGGCACAUCUACGGAAAGGGGUUCGCAUAGUUCUCCACAGCUUUUCAACGGGUAUUAGCGACUAUGGAGCACGCAGAGUGCCAAGGCAAGAUUAAGAUAACGGACUGACCCGAGUUCUAUGCAUUAGGGAGAUUUAGGAGAUAAGGUUUAGGUGAUAAUGUUGCGAAUGUCAUAUCGAGUCUUUCUCAAGACACCCAUAUUAAUUCACUCAUCUUGGAAAUAAUUGGCGUAGUGGCGAAAGCGUUGUGGCCCCGCAAUCUACGAUAUGUAGAAAUAAUUCCCACCUCCUCCUCACUCUCGGGUAGCGGAGACGAAUUGAGGAUAUUCCGGCUUGGCAAGAAACGAUGUUACCUCGAUAACUUAAAUUAAUGAAAUUCGCCCGCGCGGGAGCUUUUCCCUUGAAAAUUGUUCCAUCAGACCUCCUUGGUUGCUCUCGUCAAUUAAAACGCUGCUGAUGCGCAUUUCAUAAAGAGGGGGUUUGGCGCUUAUCUGCUCAUGAAUCCAUGAAUCCAAGGAGCUCAAUUUCCUGCCCGCUUUAUUACGCUCCCUCCCUCGGACGCCCAAUUUCAAGUUUCUCAAACUUGAAAGAGAUCUCGGAACAAAUCUCACCGAAUCAGACUAGAAGAAGAUCAAGAUGUCGAAAGAGCUUGAAGAGGCAUUGCCACACCACAACAGCAUGGACAUCACGAGACCCAGUGAUCCUACUGAGAAAUCCUUUCAUGCGAAAAUGAAAAAACACUUCGCACAAGAAGUAAGCACGGAUCAUGCAGACAUUUUGAUGUUGAUUUGUUGUCUCAUCACGGGAUUUCUAGACAGCACAUUGUAUAAUGCUUUCAAGACCUUCGUGUCUAUGCAAACUGGUAAUACGAUCUUCGUAGCUCUCGGUGCCUCGGAUCAGAACAAUCGACCUUUCGGUUGGGCAAGAUCGCUCAUUUCCAUCGGAUUCUUUUGUAUUGGCUCCUUUACCUUCUCACGAUGCCAUCGCUUCUGUGGCCCCCUUCAGCGGAGUACCCUUAUUGCUUCGUUUUUAAUCCAGAGUUGUUGCAUCUUGCUAUCAGCCAGUCUAGUUCAGGGGUUUGUCAUUGAAGGCAAUGUACCGGCUGAUUUGGGAACUCAUUGGGACCAGGUUGGUCCAAUUGCGUUGUUAAGUUUUCAAGCGGCGGGUCAAAUCGUCUCUUCUCGCUUCCUAGGCGUGGGAGAAGUUCCUACUAUUGUCAUUACAUCGCUUCUCUGCGAUUUACUAUCCGAUCCUCUUCUCUUUACUCCCCUAACGAAAAACCCAAAGAGAAAUCGAAGAGCGAUAGCUUUUGUAUUGACCAUGGUAGGUGCGAUUGUUGGAGGGUGGGUUAGCAAGGUUACGAAGAGUGUUAGUCCUAUGCUCUGGGUCGCUGGCGGGUGUAAAAUUGCAUUAACCCUAGUCUGGGGUUUGUGGAAGGAAAAGGUAUAGAAGACGAAAGCUUGGUCUUUGAUCAGGGGCGGAAACUUGAAUUACAAUAAUAUAGAAGGUGGUGGGAAGAUUGCGUGAUUAGAGAAGAACAGAUAACUUAGAAGUGUAGAUGAAUAUAAAAUGUGCAGUACCUCAUACCCAUAACAAAAUUGCGAAAGCA